AUGGAUUUCAACGGGACGCAGGACAAUGGCUCACAUCCAGCAGGCUUCUCCUAUAACUCCAGCAUGGAAUAUGAGGACUACUACCUAGAGCCUGACGCUAGUAAGAUCAUCAUCCCGUCCAUUUACGCCCUGGUCUGCUGUGUGGGUCUUACAGGCAAUGCCAUGGUCAUCUAUGUCAUCUUGAAAUAUGCCAAAAUGAAAACGGCAACCAACAUUUACAUCCUCAAUUUAGCCAUUGCUGAUGAGCUGUUCAUGUUGAGUGUUCCGUUUCUGGCCACAUCAGCGGCUGUUCGCCAUUGGCCCUUUGGUUCGUUAAUGUGCAGACUGGUGUUGAGCGUGGAUGGGAUCAACAUGUUCACAUCCAUCUUCUGCCUGACUGUGCUCAGUGUGGACCGCUAUGUUGCCGUGGUCCACCCUAUCAAGGCAGCCCGCUACCGCAGACCUACUGUGGCCAAAGUGGUAAAUGUCUGCGUGUGGGGGCUGUCCCUCUUGGUCAUUCUACCCAUCAUCAUCUUCGCCGACACUGUCCCGGCACAGGAUGGCGCCAUGGACUGUAACUUCCUGUGGCCCGAGGCAGCCUGGUCAGAGGCCUUCGUGGUCUACACCUUCCUCCUAGGUUUCCUCCUGCCUGUGGCGGCUAUCUGCCUAUGCUACUGCCUGAUGGUGGCUAGGAUGCGAGCGGUGGGCCUGAAAGCAGGCUGGCUCCAGCGACGGCGCUCGGAGAAGAAGAUCACGCGCAUGGUGCUGCUGGUGGUCGCCGUGUUCCUUCUCUGCUGGAUGCCUUUCUACAUCGUCCAGCUGGUCAGCGUGUUCCACCGCCCCCCCGACCCCAUGAUCACGCAGCUCUUUGUCAUCCUCAGCUAUGCCAACAGCAGCGCCAACCCCAUCCUCUACGGCUUUGUGUCGGACAACUUCCGACGCUCGUUCCAGCGGAUUGUGUGCUUCCGGUGGCUGGAGUCGGGCUUAGACGUGGAACAAGUGGACUACUGUGCCGUGGCACUGAAGAGACAAAUGGCAUGCGGUCCUACGGAUAUCCCCAAGGACUGCAUGGCCUCUGACAUGGUGUUCCGCAACGGGACUUGUGCCUCCCGCACAACCACACUGUGA
Messenger RNA from Lampris incognitus (smalleye Pacific opah), 1107 nucleotides. RefSeq names its product somatostatin receptor 1b (gene sstr1b). Gene Ontology annotation, cellular component: membrane; neuron projection. Gene Ontology annotation, molecular function: somatostatin receptor activity; neuropeptide binding. The record is from RefSeq and is a predicted model, not a curated record. The transcript has a single exon. Lineage: Eukaryota; Metazoa; Chordata; Actinopteri; Lampriformes; Lampridae. Gene Ontology annotation, biological process: neuropeptide signaling pathway; cellular response to glucocorticoid stimulus. Bases 1 to 1107 code for a protein of 368 amino acids.